UACACGCACGUAACUGUUUGUGAGCCGAAAAUUUUUGCUCCUGUGAAUUACGACUAAUUAGAUGGAAAUCAGUGUAUUUUGAUGUUCAAAGUUACCGUAUACAUUAAUCGCCAGUCCAAGCAUUACAGUUUGAGGUUAUUCUAAAAAUUUUUAUUUGAACAGUGCAGACGAAAAAAGUCAGUGGCGUUACUCGCCACGCAAUGGAUGUAUUUACAUGAUGGAAAAUGGGUAUGUCGUUAUCCGCCGAAAAAAAGAUUGGCAAAGAUUACAGGAAUGGGCCAGGGAAGGCAAGAAGCCUCAGAAAGAUUGGGGGGAACACACCGACUUGGUUGUUCUUGCGUGGGCAGAAAAUUUCGAGUGUGGACUACGAUGACUUGAAAUAUCAUAUGUACAACAACAGAAUCUCGUAUCUGAAGAAUCCGAGGUGGAGGAAACAAGUAGCGUUCAUGCUAUGUCCAGGAAACGAGCAAAAAUGGUAUUCAAAAAUUCCAAAUAUUCUCCUAUUAUGGAAAACAAUGAGCAUGAUAGAGACGACGAAGAGAACGACAGUGAUCCUUCAGAAGAAAAUCGGAAGCGGAAGCGUCCCAGAAGUUCUGGCUCUUCUGGAAGUGAGAAUGAUCAAGAACAACUUCCACAUUCGAAACGACAUGAUCAAGUUAACCAUUCACAGACUAAUAAGAAAGAUCGUGAAUUAUCCAGUCGACAGAAACGUGGAACUACUGAUAGUUCAAGGUCUGACAGGUCGUUCUUGAAUAAUAGUCCCCAAGUCAAGGAUGCAACCUUGAAUUCUGGUCAUUGCUGUCUUUCUGGGGGAAAAGAAAAUGCACGACCUGGAAGAAUAGAAAAUCCAGAACUCAUCCUCAAUAAGCCUCGAAGUUUCCUACGAAAAUCGAGAGUAAAGAUUAAGGGUGCUGACCCUCGUUUUGAAGAACUCCAGGAGAGAAUUAAUACUCCUGAUCGCAGAUUUCUGACCGAUCAUAUACAUUUCAAGAUGGAAAUUUUACACGAGAAUAUUUUGCAUGGUAUCGACUGUAUUAGAAGAAGCUCUUCCAAUGAUGUAAAAAAUCAACUUAAAGAUUCGAAGAUUUCGAUGGUAUCUGAGAAUCAAAGCCCUGGACAAAGUACACCAUUGCCCGAGACCAUUCUUGACGGGUCUCCCUUUCGAAGUACUGGAAGAAUUUAUUGCGUUCGAAAAUUUUCUCGAUCCUUUGCUACACCAAGGCGAUGAACGGAAAAAGGCAGCACCGAAAAAGCAGGACGCACUCCUGAUCAUAUUUCAUGGGUUAACAUUGAAAGUCACAGGUUUCAAAAAAUCUAUCCAUAUUAUUAUUGCAGCUGUUAUGCAUCCGGAUGUGCAACUGCACUGCAGUGGGGUAUGUCGAGUGACCAAGGGUGAAGGAAAGCGGGCUUUCAACAAGACCAUCUCUUACAAGUGCAUGGAAAAAGUAUUAUCUACACGAUUUCCUGGUGAUUCUUGUCAAUAGAUUACAAGUGAAUAUUUGGCGGGAGUAAAGGGCAGAAAAGGAGCGUCUGAAAAAAGGAUAUAAUCAUCUGGA
Messenger RNA from Fopius arisanus, 1556 nucleotides. RefSeq lists its product as uncharacterized. The transcript has 4 exons. Lineage: Eukaryota; Metazoa; Arthropoda; Insecta; Hymenoptera; Braconidae. The coding region runs from base 225 to 752 and encodes 175 amino acids. The record is from RefSeq and is a predicted model, not a curated record.